Molecule: messenger RNA, 1335 nt
Organism: Chondrus crispus (carragheen)
Lineage: Eukaryota; Rhodophyta; Florideophyceae; Gigartinales; Gigartinaceae
Product: 26S proteasome subunit
Exons: 2
Coding region: 1-1212 (403 amino acids)
Biological process (GO): proteasome-mediated ubiquitin-dependent protein catabolic process
Cellular component (GO): proteasome regulatory particle, base subcomplex
Molecular function (GO): ATP binding; ATP hydrolysis activity; proteasome-activating activity
Source: RefSeq, a predicted model, not a curated record
AUGCCCACCGACGACAUUCUCAGCCGCGUUCGUCUGCUUGACAUGGAGGUCUCGGCUAUGCAAACCCAAAUCCAGCGUCUGUCGCAUCAAAAGGGUGACCUUUCUAAGAAGAUCAAGGACAACACCGAAAAGGUGAAGGUCAACAAGCAGCUCCCGUAUCUAGUCGGGAACAUCGUCGAGAUUUUAGACAUCGAGGAGGAGGAGGAGGAGGAUGGCGCUAACGUCGAUCUCGACUCCCAGCGCAAGGGGAAGGCCGUCGUGCUCAAGACCUCCACCAGGCAGACUAUCUUUCUUCCGGUUAUUGGACUCGUCCCGGCAGAGGAACUCAAGCCAGCGGACCUUGUCGGGGUGAACAAGGACUCGUACUUGAUUCUCGAAAAGCUCCCCGCAGAAUACGAUUCGCGCGUCAAGGCGAUGGAGGUCGAUGAGAAGCCUACGGAGACGUAUGCCGAAGUUGGUGGUCUGGACAAGCAGAUUCAGGAACUUAUUGAAGCUGUCGUCCUGCCCCUCACACAUAAGGAACGCUUCGACGCCGUCGGUAUUCGCCCUCCCAAGGGCGUGCUUAUGUAUGGACCUCCUGGUGUCGGUAAAACGCUUCUCGCGCGAGCAUGCGCGGCUCAAACGAACGCCACUUUUCUCAAGCUUGCCGGUCCGCAACUUGUGCAGAUGUUUAUCGGAGACGGAGCAAAGCUUGUCCGCGAUGCGUUUGCGCUCGCAAAGGAGAAGGGCCCAACCAUCAUCUUUAUCGACGAACUGGAUGCCAUUGGGACAAAGCGUUUCGACUCGGAACUUAGCGGCGAUCGCGAAGUGCAACGUACUAUGCUCGAGCUGCUGAACCAGCUGGAUGGCUUCUCAUCGGACGAUGAGAUCAAGGUGAUAGCGGCGACCAACCGUGUUGAUAUUUUGGAUCCCGCGCUGCUGAGAUCUGGGCGUAUCGAUCGCAAAAUCGAAUUUGUAUUGCCGGAUGAGACGGCUAGAACACGAAUUUUGCAGAUCCACUCGAGAAAAAUGAAUGUGAAUAAGGACGUCAACUUUAGUGAGGUCUCUGCACAGUGUCAACAGUUCAACUCGGCUCAGUUGAAGGCGGUCACCGUUGAAGCUGGCAUGCUUGCACUACGUAAUGAACGAUCGGAAAUUGUGCAUGAAGAUUUUGUCGAGGGCGUGUUGGCGGUGCAGGCUAAGAAGAAGGGGUCUUUGCAUUACUACUCGUAACCGUAAACUAAAAGUUAACGUCUGUAUCUUUUUCUUGUUUAUGCUUUGAUUCCCGAUAGUGCAUGAGCAUGGACAGAAAGAUGUCUGUUUGGUAGCGGUUUACACUAUGAAGCUGCGGUCAUU